AUGAUCCUUGGAGCUUGGAAUAUCAGGGGUCUGAAUCACCCCGCUAAGCAAUGGGAGGCUCGCUCCUUUAUUAGUCAGCAUCGUCUUGGUUUUUGUGCUCUUCUUGAGACCCGAGUCCAACUUAAUCGCUCUCAGGAGAUUGCCCGUAAUAUUAUGCAUCGCUGGUCUUGGUCUAUGAACUAUGAGUAUAGCUCCCAGGGUCGUAUUUGGUUUGGGUUUGAUCCAGGUAUAGUUUCUGUGUCGGUCCUAGACGGCUCAGACCAGUUUCUUCAUCUUUUGUGUACUAGGAUUGUGGAUCGUAAAGAGUUUUUUGUCUCUUGCAUCUAUGCCAGUUAUGAUGAGUCUGACCAGUCUCAAUUAUGGCAUCGUCUUCUCUCCCUUGUGCCUAGUAUUAAUCUUUCCCCGUGGGUCCUCAUGGGGGAUUUUAAUGUCUGUAAGCAUCAGUUAGAGUCCCGGGGUGGUAAUUUGGCUCGUUCCGUUGGUAUGACGCGAUUUGCCGACUUCCUUAAUCGGGCGUCUCUUCAAGAUCUCUCUUUUAGUGGCCCACUCCUAACUUGGAGUAACAGGCGAGCUGGCUCCGAUAGUAUCUUUCGCAAGCUUGAUCGUGUUCUUGUUAAUGAUGGGUGGCUGGCGCAUUUUGACUAUAGCUCAGCCUCUUUCCUUCUCCCAGGUAUCUCUGAUCAUAGCCCUAUGAUAGUCUCUUUGCAGAAUAAUCAGGACAGGAGAGGUGGCCCCUUCCGUUUUAAUAAUCACCUAGUUGACCACCCUUCUUUUGCUCAGACUGUUCAAUCUGGAUGGGCUUUGGAGGUGGAUGGUUGGCCUAUGUUUCGUCUUGUUUCCAAGCUCAAGGCUGUCAAGCAAGGGAUGAAGCUUCUCAACUCCCAGCAAGGUCAUGUGACUUCGCGGGUGUUGGGCCUUAGGGACAAGCUUCAUGAGAUCCAGGGGCUUCUUAUUUCCUCCCCUUCAGAUGCUUCCCUCCGUGCUCGUGAGUGUGCUCUUGCCCAUUCUUAUCAGGAAGCGCUCUCUCAAGAAAGUGACUUCUUUCGUCUCCGAGCUCGUAUUCGGUGGAGUGGGGAAGGGGACCGAUGUUCUCGGUUCUUUUUCCAACAAAUGCUUUCUAACCGCAACCUUCUCCAUAUUCAUAGCCUGAUCCGUCCUGAUGGCUCCUAUACGACCUCUGAAUCGGAGGUGCCUCAGGUCCUUCUUUCUCAUUUUAGUGACCUCCUCGGGUCCCAUGCUAGAGAGACUCAUGUUAGCAAUGAGUCGUUGGAUAUGUAUGUGGAUAGGGCUAUCUCUUCUGAGGUCUGGCCCGAUCUUCUAAAAGAUGUGUCGAGUGAGGAGAUCCGGUCCACCCUGUUCUCGAUGGGGGAUGAUAAAGCCCCUGGUCCUGAUGGCUUCACUGUUAAGUUUUUUCGGCAUGCCUGGGACAUUGUUGGGGCGGAUUUUAUCGCGGCUGUGUCUAUUUUUUUCAUUCAGCUUGUUGAUGUCUCCCAGACUGCCUUUGUGCCGGGUCGUUCUAUUGGUGAUAAUAUCCUCAUGGCGCAGGAGUUAUUGCAUCGGUACCAUAUCCCGAAGGGUCCCGAUAGAUGUGCUCUUAAGAUCAAGGCCUGUGUGACCACGGCCCGUUUUUCUGUUAAGGUCAAUGGGAGGCUUCAUGGUUUUUUCCCUGGGGGUCGGGGCCUCAGGCAGGGGGACCCUCUCUCCCCUUAUCUUUUUGUCCUGGUCAUGCAGGUUCUUCAUGGUAUUGUUGCCUACCACUCUCACGCAGACGAUUUUCGAUUCCAUUGGAAGUGUGAUAGGCUUGACAUUGCCAUGCUCUCGUUUGCUGAUGACCUCAUGCUUUUUUCCAACGGGGACCAAGACUCUGUUCGCAUCCUUAAGCAAUGCCUUGAUCGCUUUGCUGACAUGUCGGGGUUAGCAGCUAAUCCCACAAAGAGUUUCUGUUUUGUUUGUUGUGGAGACCCUGACCUUUCUGCCGCCCUAGUUCGGGAAUCAGGCUUUAGGAAAGGUUCUCUCCCUAUUUGUUAUCUUGGGAUUCCGCUCAUCUCGAAGCAGCUCACCUAUAAUGAUUGUCGUCCUAUCUUGGACAGGGUUCGUUCUAAAGUUGUCUCUUGGAGGGGUCGUCUCCUCUCCUUUGCUGGUCGCCUCCAACUUGUUCAGUCGGUCUUGUCUACCAUCCAUGUCUAUUGGGCUUCAAUUUUCGUGCUCCCCAAGAAGGUCCUUAAGGAGGUGGAAAGAGUUUCGUGUGCUUUCUUGUGGGAUGGUCCGGAGUUGUCCCCUUUCAAGGCUAAGGUUGCUUGGGCAGAUAUUUGUUUCCCGAAAGACCAAGGGGGCCUUGGUUUGCGUCCUCUCUACACUUGGAACCAAGCUCUUGCUGCUAAAUUAAUUUGGCGGCUCAUGCAAGCUUCUUCUGAAUCCCUGUGGAUUCGCUGGAUCCACUCGUAUAGGAUUAGGGAUUCUUGUUUCUGGCUCCUUACGCCGCCUUAUUCUUGUCCUUGGUAUUGGCGUAGGGUUCUCAACCUCAGAGUGGCCGUUAGGCCGCUUCUUAGAUGGAAAAUUGGUAAUGGUCAUCGUGUUUUUCUCUGGCAUGACCAAUGGCAUCCUUUCGGUGUGCUGGUUGAAUUCUUCUCUCGUUCUGUGCCUAGACGGGCGGGUCUCCCAUCUACUGCUAGGGUUUCCUCUGUUAUCUCUCAAGGGGGUUGGUCUUGGCCCCAUGUGGCGCUCUCGAGGGAAGCCCAGCUUAUUUUGGAGGCUUCGCCUUGUCUUCCUCGCUCUCCUGGCCCUGACCUCCCUUGGUGGGUCCCGGCGCCUGAUGGCUGUUUCUCGGCCCGUUCUGCUAUGGAUGCUCUCAGAUGCAGGAGAGCUCGAGUCCCUUGGGGUCGUUUGGUUUGGCACUCGUCCGGAGUCCCGUCCUAUGCUUUUAUCCUUUGGUGCGCGAUGGAGCGCCAUAGCCAUUUAUUCUUUAGCUGUGUUUAUUCUAGACAGGUGCUGCAGCAGCUGAGAUGUCAUGUGAAGUUUGCCUGGCCCUGGAGGAGUUGGGAGCGUGGUGUUUCUUGGGCUGCUCUCCGUUGGCGUGGCAGAUCCCCGUGGGUGGUGGCUCACCGGCUCACUCUUCAGGCUGCUGUGUAUCUUAUUUGGCGGGAGCGUAACCACCGGUGUUUUCGGGACAGUGAGUGGCCUUCGGCCCAGCUUGCGUACCAGAUUCAGCAAGCGGUUUGGGUGAGGUCUUUGAAGCAGGCCUAUGGCACUUUGCCCAACAGCCUUUGUUCCUUCAAUGCUGGGAGCUAUAUCAUGAAUUACAAGUUUAGUUCCCAGGGUCGUAUUUGGAUUGGAUUUGAUCCUAGUGUUGUUUCUGUGUCGGUUCUUGGCGGCUUUGACCAGUUCCUUCAUCUUUUGUGUACUAGGCUUGUGGAUCGUAAAGAGUGUUUUGUAUCUUGUAUCUAUCCUAGUUAUGAUAAGCCUAACCAGUCUCGGUUAUGGCAUCGUCUUCUCUCCCUGGUGCCUGGUAUUAAUCUCUCCCCGUGGGUCCUCAUAAGGGAUUUUAAUGUCUGCAAGCAUCAACGUGCUUGCUCUGAUAGUAUCUUUCGCAAGCUUGAUUGUGUUCUUGUUAAUGAUGGGUGGCUGGCUCAUUUUGAUUAUAGCUCAGCCUCUUUUCUCCUGCCUGGUAUCUCUGAUCAUAGCCCUAUGACAAUAAUUCAAUCUGGUUGGGCUUUAGAGGUGGAUGGCUGGCCUAUGUUUUGUCUCGUUUCCAAGCUCAAGGCUGUCAAACAUGGGAUCAAGCUCCUCAAUUCCCAGCAAGGUCAUGUGACUUCGUGGGUGUUGGGCCUUAGGGACAAGCUUUAUGAGGUCCAGGGGAUUCUUAUCUCCUCCCCUUCUAACGCUUCCCUUCGUGCCCAUGAAUGUGCUCUUGCCCUUUCUUAUUUGGAAGCACUCUCUCAAGAAAGUGACUUCUUUCGUCUCCGAGCCCGUAUUCACUAG
Molecule: messenger RNA, 3978 nt
Organism: Diospyros lotus (date-plum)
Lineage: Eukaryota; Viridiplantae; Streptophyta; Magnoliopsida; Ericales; Ebenaceae
Exons: 8
Coding region: 1-3978 (1325 amino acids)
Molecular function (GO): catalytic activity
Source: RefSeq, a predicted model, not a curated record